Molecule: messenger RNA, 1173 nt
Organism: Glarea lozoyensis ATCC 20868
Lineage: Eukaryota; Fungi; Ascomycota; Leotiomycetes; Helotiales; Helotiaceae
Product: Formyltransferase
Exons: 4
Coding region: 1-1173 (390 amino acids)
Biological process (GO): conversion of methionyl-tRNA to N-formyl-methionyl-tRNA; biosynthetic process
Cellular component (GO): mitochondrion
Molecular function (GO): methionyl-tRNA formyltransferase activity
Source: RefSeq, a predicted model, not a curated record
AUGACCAGACCUCGGCUUGCCGCCUAUGUCGUGACCUUCCUCCCCGUGUCGAGACGAGGCCUAUCCAGCCUCUGCAGUACAAGUACCCCAACGGCCAAACCACUCCGCAUUCUCUUCUGUGGUUCAGACGAGUUCAGUGGAGAAUCUCUGCGGGCGGUUCAUGCCGAGCAACAACGGAAUCCGAAUCUAAUUGCUUCGAUUGACGUCCUGCUCCGCCGAGCCAAACUCUCCGGCCGGGGACUAAAAGAAAAGCGUGAUGUACCUAUUAAAUCUAUCGCCCAGCAGCUCAGCCUGCCCAUCCACGAGAUCGAUGGUUUCAAAGGUUGGGAAUUGCCAAAACCUCAGAAAGAAUCUAUCAAUCUGAUAAUAGCCGUCUCGUUUGGCUUAUUCAUCCCAUCUCGCCUACUUAAGGAGGCGGAGCAUGGAGGUUUGAAUGUUCAUCCAUCUUUGCUCCCAAACUUCCGCGGUGCAGCACCUUUGCAACGCCUUCUCUUAGCUGGAGAAACUAGGACGGGAGUUACACUUCAAACUUUAGACCAUCGGUCUUUUGACCACGGCAAGAUUCUAGCACAAACACAGCCACCAGGAAUAGAAGUCCCGCAUCUGUGUUCCUAUAAUGAAUUGCUUCAAAUCGUUACUCCAAAGGCUGCAGAAAUACUUAUAGACGGUCUGCGCAAUCGAGUAUUUCAACCGCCUAUGGUCGAUGUUGGUAUUUAUGACCAAAAGCAACUGAAGCUGGCGCCAAAAAUAACGUCAAACGAUCGACGCAUAAAUUGGGUAGAGUGGAAAGCUAUUACCAUACUUCGGCAGUCGAAGGCGCUUGGGAGGCCGUGGACUAUGAUGCAAGAUCGUCGUGGUCAACAAUUCCGCGUCACUUUUCACGACGUUAGACAAAUGGACAGGUCCAGCCCUGUAACAGAUCAGAAUCCAUCGUCGGAUAAAAACAUUCUGAAAACGCCUAUCAUGGGAACGCAGUCAUAUCCGGCUCACUGUUCUCUUUUCAUUUCUCAAGAAAACCUCAAGAGAGAGUUGAUGUGGUACACCCACCAAGACUCGGUUGUUUUCGUCGACGGAAAUGGCAAUGCUAUAUGUAUAGAUACCAUAACCGUGGAGGGAAAAACUGCUCAGAACGCCCGCGCUGCUAUGCUUCCAUUUACACUAUCCCCACCAUAG